This is a messenger RNA of Asparagus officinalis (garden asparagus), 2427 nucleotides long. Its product is annotated as receptor-like serine/threonine-protein kinase ALE2. The transcript has 8 exons. The record is from RefSeq and is a predicted model, not a curated record. Gene Ontology annotation, biological process: protein phosphorylation. Gene Ontology annotation, molecular function: protein kinase activity; ATP binding. NCBI's taxonomy places the organism in Eukaryota, Viridiplantae, Streptophyta, Magnoliopsida, Asparagales, Asparagaceae. The coding region runs from base 192 to 2339 and encodes 715 amino acids.
CUCAACAAAGCUCAAUCUUUCUCAAGAUCUGCUGCUCUCUUCCUCCUCUCUCAAAAAAAAAAAAAAAAAAAGCUAGGGUUUUUAGGGAAAAUGCGGGCGCUUUGAUCGAGGAUGGAGGCCAAUGGUGAGCUGGAUCGGCUCACCGGCCAGUGAUCGGACUGCGAUUCUUGAUUCCUUCGUGAUUUGUGAAGAUGGCGCUUGCUCGUUUGUUGAUCUCGCUGUGUUUCCUCGCCUUGGAUUCUUGCUGCUUGGCUGCAACAACUCCAGCACUGGGUCCAUCCAAUCCACCUAAAAUUCGGAUGAUGAGACGGUGGGCACCGACACCAUCCCCUUCGGCUUCACCUAGAUAUCAUGGACGGUUUGUGAACCCUCCUUCAACUAAGCUUAACCCAGGAGAACCUCCUGCAGUUUCCCCCAUCUCAUUCACCCCACCGCAAGAUAAAGGUUGUGGUGAAAUGGCCUGUUCUGGCCCCCUCACACAAACUCCGAUUGGUUCACCUUGUGGAUGUGUGUUCCCUAUGAAAGUUGUUAUUGAUGUAGGAGUAAUUUCAUAUGUAUUGCUUCAGCUUGUUCAAGAGCUAGAAGUUGAGGUUGCAGCUGGGACAUUUCUGAAGCAAAGUCAAGUGAAGAUCAUAAGUGUCCUGACCAGUCCUCGUGAUCAAGGAAAGGCAGAAGUAACCUUGUAUUUAGUUCCGCUAGGAGAGAGGUUUGAUAAGAUGACUGCCUUAUUGAUUUAUGAGAGGUUUUGGCAGAAGAAAGUGCCGGUGAACAAAUCAUUAUUUCACGAGUAUGAAGUGAUUAAUGUUCAUUACCCAGGACUUCCUUCACCUCCACCAUCCUCAUUUGGGCGAUCAGCAUCUGGGCCUAGUGAACCUGGAAGCUACCAAUAUCCUUUUACAGCAAAUGUACCCACUGACAAGACUCAGAAGAUGAAUAAUAGAAUCAUUGCUGUAGUUGCACUUUCCUCAUUAAUCCUUUUGCUUCUAUGCCUUGGAUUUGUUAUUUUUGUCUUGAAAGCGGUCAAACUUGGAAAACCAGCUACUACCCUUGGCCCCGCUAGCUCAUCUAUUGCUAGAAGACCAGGAAUCAGAUCUCUACUACCCAGUAGUUUAGCAAGCUCAAGAUCUGCAUCCUUUCUUUCCACCAUGGCUACUUGUCCACAAUCACUGAGGACUUUCUCACUGUCCGAGCUUGAGAAGGCCACAGAUGAGUUCGACAUCAAACGAAAGCUAGGCGAAGGUGGCUCUGGCUGUGUCUACCAUGGGAUAAUGGAAGAUGGAAGUGAUGUUGCUGUCAAGUUGCUUAAAAGGGUAAACCAGGACAGAGAUCGUGAAGGUGAGUUUAUUUCAGAAGUUGAAAUGCUUAGCCGACUGCAUCACCGUAAUCUUGUAAAGUUGAUUGGUAUAUGCAUUGAGGGACGCAAGCGUUGCCUGGUUUAUGAGCUUGUUCGCAAUGGGAGUGUUGAGUCCCAUCUUCAUGGUGCUGAUAAGGGAAAGGGACCUCUAGAUUGGGAUGCACGCAUGAAGAUUGCCCUUGGUGCAGCAAGAGCCCUGGCAUACCUACAUGAGGAUUCCAAUCCCCGUGUCAUACACCGUGAUUUUAAAGCCAGUAAUGUGUUGUUGGAGGAAGAUUACACCCCAAAGGUUUCAGAUUUUGGGUUGGCAAGAGAAGCAUCAGAAGGAAGUAAUCAUGUUUCUACUAGGGUUAUGGGAACUUUUGGAUAUGUCGCUCCUGAGUAUGCAAUGACAGGGCACCUCCUCAUCAAGAGCGAUGUCUACAGCUACGGAGUCGUGCUUCUAGAACUUCUAUCUGGUCAAAAACCCGUGAUGUCAAACCUCGAGGGUCCAGAAAACCUCGUUGUGUGGGCUCGUCCUCUUUUAGGAACCAAAGAAGGCCUCGAUCAACUCCUCGAUCCCUACUUAAAAGAGAAUUAUGACUUUGAAAACCUCUCUAAAGUAGCAGCAGUAGCUUCAAUGUGUGUUCAUAGCGAGCCAUCACAGAGGCCAUUCAUGGGUGAAGUAGUACAAGCAUUGAAGCUUAUUUGUAGCAAUAAGGAAGAGAUUGGCUGUGAAGAUUCUAACAGUCAAAAGGAUUCUUCUUUUGGUCAAGAUUUUGGCCCUGAGAGCAGUUGGGGUGGAGCUUCACCUUCGUUGGUUUAUGGUUCUUUUCUCAAUAUGGAAUACAGUUCAGAUUCAAUGGAAGAGAUAAAGAGGGCUCAUUCAGUGGAUUCAUUGGUUAGGUUCACUCAGUCAGGGCCUCUGAGAGCGAAGAGGAAGAAGAAGAGGGAGCUUUGUAAGUUAAGAGGGAGUGUUAGUGAACAUGGACAUCCUUAUGGAUAGUUAGGGUUUGUAUGGGGGAAAAAACUGUCAUCUUUAACCCCUAUAAUAUUUUCCUUUAGUUCAAAUGUACAGUGAUAACAUUUUUUUC